GGGGCAUAAAAAACAUAACAGGGGGAAAAGGUGGUCACAUUGUUCGCAUUCACAAUUACAACGCCAUUUUUUUUUCAUAUUCUGGCAUUAUGUUUCAAUUUUGUGUUGAUGCAUUAGGUUUUUCGUCUGCAUCGAUUUGUGUGUUGGGAAUUUUGUUUGAUGAUCUGUUUUGGUGGGAGAAGACAGUAGUGAACUUCAAAGAAACAGAUGGACUCUACUGGAGCUUCUGUUUCUCUGAACGGUUCAUGCAUUACUGUUGCUGCUGCUGCAGAUUCUUCAAACAAUGUUCCUCAUUAUCUCCGGCCUUCCACUGGCUCAUGCCACGAUAUCUGUAAGUAUGGACGGAGACGACCAUUUGAAGAGCAGCCCACCAAACCUCUGCACAAGACAACUGCAAACCUUUCCAUACUAGUAGUCCCUUCUCAUCGGAGGAAGGAAACUGCCAAUGGCCAACCUUUACCUUCCUCCCAUACCAAAUCCUUUUCUCCCAGAGCAAAAUUUCAUUCCCCGAGGCUAAACAUUUCAGCAUAUGCUCCACAGGUUGUCAAGAGAGGUAUAAAGAGGGCUCAAGUUCAAGGAAAUGGAAGGAAUUCUAUUGGUAGUAGAAUGCCUAAACCAAAAGGGUGUCAACCAAAGAAGUCGGUUAUGGUUAAACUAUCCUCGCCUCGUGACAGCUUGGAUGGUGUGUGUGGGAAACGAAGACGAAAUGAGGAUGUCCAAAGUGGUGAAAAUAUACAAUCAUCAUCCAUGUUGGGAAAGAAACCUUUAUCCUUUAACACAGCAACGAGUGAUGAAGGGAAAACUGCCACUGCGGAAUUGUUGUCUCCUCGGAAGGAUCGAAUGAGGGUGAAGAGGGUUAAGACUGACCCAUUCAUCCCAUCAACACCAUCUUUAUCGGUCCAAGAAGAAGGUGAUCGAGGGAGUAAGAUGCCAAGAACCGGAACAGAGAGCAAUGAGUUUGAGUUUAGGUUUGAGGCCAUUACAGAUGUUCCAUCAUCCUCAUCUCAUGGAGACGAAGAUGAAGAAUCAGAUAUACUCGCCUCAGACACGACCGUGUCUCAGAAAAAUAAGAGCCGCAACAAGAGGAGGAGAACGAAUAUGGGGUUUCAAUAUGGAGAUAAACAAAAUCAGCCUGUGAAGGUCAAGUUCCGAAUUGGAAAAGUAAUUCAUCCACACGAGGAAUGUAAUGCUCUAAGACGACGUAAAUUUAGGAGUAGUAGAGUGGACAAGAUGAGAGCAGAUGAUUCUAUUUCCGGCAGUAACAACAAGUCUCUACGGUUUGGCCCUCCCAAGCCUUCAAGAUUCAAAGAUAAGUAUUGCUCGAGCAAGAACAGGCGUAGGAGAGUGAGAUACGGGAAGACAAGAAUCCUUGUACUUGAAGAUAGGAAGGGAGACUCGAAGAGAAACCACCACAAAGAGGAGGGUGAUGUUGUUGUUGCAUCACUCAUGUUGUUAAGGAAUAACUUAAAUCACCAAGAUCAUGUGGCUAGGAAGAAAGAUGUGCAGUGUUUGUUCAACAAUGUGAUCGAAGAAACUGCAAGUAAACUAGCUGAGAGAAGGAAAGGGAUGGUGAAAAGCUUAGUAGGAGCAUUCGAAACACUUAUCUCCCAACAAACGCGCAAGUGUAUUCUACAGCUAAGAAAGAUGAAUGGUUAGAGAUUUUGUCGUUUGUGGAUGUGCGGUGAGGAGUCUUUGUUUCUUGGCUUUACAACUAAGGGAAGAAGAAGAGACAACAAAAAUGAUUCAAAGUUUUGACAGUUUGUUUUGUUUUCUAACGUGUUUUCAUGAUUUCGAGUUUAAAUAUUGUAUAUGUUCUGCUCCUGUAAAAUGGGAUGUUGGUCUGAUCAAUUCUUUAGCAGUGUGGAUACCUCUGAGAAGUUGAGAUGUCGAUUUUGUAUACUGCUCAAUAAUAGAGAAAUGAAUAUUUUUGGUUUACUAUUUAUUAUUUUCACAAUAA
Molecule: messenger RNA, 1957 nt
Organism: Salvia miltiorrhiza (redroot sage)
Lineage: Eukaryota; Viridiplantae; Streptophyta; Magnoliopsida; Lamiales; Lamiaceae
Exons: 2
Coding region: 208-1656 (482 amino acids)
Molecular function (GO): calmodulin binding
Source: RefSeq, a predicted model, not a curated record